AUGGUGUUGAGCAAGACCGCAGGCGACGCCGACGUGAAUCUCCGGUGCACUUUUGCGUCUCGAUACGCGUGCAGUUCCCUUCCCCGGUUGAAGAUUCCAGAAGGUUCGAUGCCAAAGGAGGCUGCUUAUCAGAUUGUGAAGGAUGAGUUAAUGCUGGACGGCAACCCUCGCCUCAACUUGGCCUCUUUUGUCACCACUUGGAUGGAACCCGAGUGCGAUCAGCUCAUCAUGGCCUCCAUCAACAAGAACUAUGUCGACAUGGAUGAGUAUCCUGUCACCACCGAGCUUCAGAAUCGGUGUGUGAAUAUUAUAGCACAUCUGUUCCACGCCCCCGUCGGCGACGACGGAACAGCCCUUGGUGUUGGCACUGUGGGUUCAUCAGAAGCUAUAAUGCUUGCUGGCCUUGCCUUCAAGAGAAAAUGGCAAGCUAAAAUGAAGCUGACGGGCAAACCCUUUACUAACCCCAACAUUGUCACCGGAGCUAAUGUCCAGGUUUGCUGGGAGAAGUUUGCUAGGUACUUUGAUGUUGAAUUGAAGGAGGUAAAGCUUAGAGAGGGUUACUACACGAUGGAUCCGGGUGAGGCCGUGGAGCUUGUAGACGAGAACACCAUCUGCGUUGCAGCCAUUCUAGGAUCCACUCUCACUGGAGAAUUCGAGGAUGUGAAGCUACUAAACGAGCUCCUGACGAAGAAGAACGAGGAGACGGGUUGGGACACCCCCAUCCACGUUGAUGCUGCUAGCGGAGGCUUCGUCGCCCCCUUUCUUUAUCCCGACCUUGAAUGGGACUUCCGUUUACCUCUGGUGAAGAGCAUCAAUGUGAGUGGCCACAAAUACGGCCUUGUUUAUGCCGGGGUUGGCUGGGUUGUCUGGAGGAGCCACCAUGACUUGCCUGACGAACUUGUUUUCCAUAUCAACUACCUUGGAUCCGAUCAACCUACUUUCACCUUGAACUUCUCCAAAGGUUCUAGCCAGAUCAUUGCCCAAUACUAUCAAUUCAUAAGACUUGGUUUUGAGGGCUACAACAGCAUAAUGGAGAACUGCAUGCAAAACGCAAAGAUCCUGAAAGAAGGGAUCGCCAAGACCGACCGUUUCAACAUCGUCUCUAAAGAUGUUGGAGUGCCGGUUGUGGCCUUCUCCCUCAAGGAUAGCGCCAACUAUACAGUUUUCCAGAUAUCCGAAUCUCUCAGGAGGUUCGGAUGGAUUGUCCCGGCGUACACCAUGCCUCCCAAUGCAGAGCACGUUGCAGUGCUCCGCAUUGUAGUGCGAGAAGACUUCAGCCAUACACUAGCGGAGAGGCUCAUAUCAGACAUGGAGAAAGUAGUCAGGGAGUUUGAUGCGAUGCUGCCUCGUGCUGCUGUAAAAGAAGCUCAUGUCACUGCCAAUGACGGUAAGAGGUCGGAGAAGAGCGUCCUCGAGGUUCAGAGGGAUGUGUUCAGCUACUGGAGGAGGAUUUCGGACAAGAAGAGCAGCGGUGUCUGCUAAAAUUUCACACACAUGAUUCUGUGUGAUCUUGUUAUGAUAAUGUUUAUGUUAAGGUUUGUUGUUUGUUGUUGUUUUAGUUUUAGUUUUAGUUUUAGUUUUAGUUUUAGUUUUAGUUUUAGUUUUAUCAUAUGGUGGUUGUA
Molecule: messenger RNA, 1622 nt
Organism: Salvia splendens (bonfire salvia)
Lineage: Eukaryota; Viridiplantae; Streptophyta; Magnoliopsida; Lamiales; Lamiaceae
Product: glutamate decarboxylase
Exons: 5
Coding region: 1-1482 (493 amino acids)
Biological process (GO): L-glutamate catabolic process
Cellular component (GO): cytosol
Molecular function (GO): pyridoxal phosphate binding; glutamate decarboxylase activity
Source: RefSeq, a predicted model, not a curated record